Humulus lupulus (European hop) is the source of this 1957-nucleotide messenger RNA. Its product is annotated as transcription factor bHLH18-like. Gene Ontology annotation, molecular function: protein dimerization activity. The record is from RefSeq and is a predicted model, not a curated record. Lineage: Eukaryota; Viridiplantae; Streptophyta; Magnoliopsida; Rosales; Cannabaceae. The transcript has 4 exons. Bases 320 to 1393 code for a protein of 357 amino acids.
UCUGCAUUAAUUUCUUUGUCCUUCAAAGAUUUUUCAAGUACUAUCUAAUUGGAUAUACAUAUAUAGUUCAUGCAUAUAUACAUGAAAGUGAAAGAAAAAAGGUUCUUUCUCUCGUAUAGUUGAUAUAAGUAUGAUUUUCUUUAUAUAUAUUUACACACAUAUAUAUGUUGACGUACUUAUCUCCAUUUUGAUCUGAGACAAGAUAGUAUUUGUUUGCAUGCAGAUUUGAAGGGAAAUUUUCUUAAGUUUUUUUUUUUUUUUAUCUGAAACGAGACAAAGAAUCUUACUAUAAGCUAUUUUGUAGCCCUCGGCCUUUUCAAUGGAUAUUACUUCUGUCAAAAGUUUAUCUGAACUGGGAAUGAAUGACCCCAAUAUGAUUAACCGCCAUUGGCAUAUGAACUCUCUCGAUGAGUUCAGCAAUAGCAUGGUGUUACCAAUAGCAGCCUCACUUGGUGAGAAUCUGCAUCAUCUUCAUCCUCACCCUCAUUCAAACUCAAACUUCAGCCUUGUAAAAGCUUCUUCUUUCGAUAACAAUUCUCACAUGGGCAUCGAUUAUCGGGGCAUGAUGAAACAUCACAAACCAAAUGGUUGGAACUCAAACGAGAUUAUUAGUCAUUUUUCGAAUAACCCACCUCAACAAGUUGCUUCUUCUCCCAACCUUUAUUCCUUUGCAGCUGGUUCUAAUAACUAUGUUAUAGACGAAAUGGGUUAUGUUAGGCCUAAGGAGGAAGCAGUAGAUGGUUUGAAGAACAUCAACACUACUAGUGCUUUGCCUUCUGAUUAUGUACUCAAGGCUAAUCAGGUUGCUAAUAAGAGGUUCAACAACACAAGCACCAAACUUUCUCAAACCAAAGAUCAUAUUCUAGCGGAAAGGAAAAGGAGGGAGAAACUCAGCCAAAGGUUCAUAGCUUUAUCUGCCAUAGUUCCUGGACUAAAGAAGAUGGACAAGGCUUCUGUUCUUGGGGAUGCUAUCAAGUACAUGAAGCAGUUACAAGAAAGAGUGAAAACACUAGAGGAAGAGAUGAGAAAGAGAAACAUGGAAUCAGUAGUCUUUGUAAAGAAGUCCCAACUCUUUGCCGAUAAUGAUAAUAACUCAUCUUAUUCUUCAGAUGAGAAUUGUUCCUCAUUCGAUGAGCCACUACCAGAAAUUGAAGCAAGAGUUUGUGACAAGAAUGUACUAAUAAGAAUUCACUGUGAGAAAAAGAAAGGGGUUAUGGAGAAAACAAUUGCUGAGAUUGAAAAGCACCACCUAACAAUUAUCAACAGCAGUUGCAUGACAUUUGGAAGUUCUUCUGUUGAUUUGACCAUUAUAGCUCAGAUGAACAUGGAGUUCUCCAUUACAAUGAAGGAUCUAGUCAAGAAUCUACGCUUGGCUUUCAGCUUGUUCAUGUGAAAAAGCUUCUAACUUCACAAAGAUGAAGAGAAACCCAUAACUAAAGAAUAAUUACCUAUAUAUACAACCUAUCCAAGUUUAUUUCAAACUAUGUGUCUUCAAGGUCUGAAAUGAAGUGCUCGACCGUGUUAAACCAUCCAUAUUUCAAGCUUUUGUUUUGCUGUGAGAUUAUUCAUUUUUGCAAGCCUUUUCAGUUUCCUAUUUUUGCAUGGUCAACAGCUUGACCAUGUUCCAUUCACACCUUGCUCAUCAUAUAGAAUAAUCUCACAGCUUGGCUGAUCUUUUUUGAGGAAUGUUGUAAAAUCAAAAUACAACCGAACCCUUUUGUUCCCAUCACUUUUUCUUACCUUGGAAAGUGUUUGACAAGGGAGAAAAGAAAAGAAAAGAAAAAAGAUGGUUUUUUUUUGGUGUAAACAGAAUUAGGCCAUUGUUUGUCCAAUGUUUUAGAGGCUUCAGAGUAAAACUUGAUCUGUCCCCUCUUUUCAUAUGAUGUAAUGUUUUAUGUAUUUCUUGCUCUCAAUAAUAUUAAAAAAAAACUACUUAAAAUGUGACUUGUCUUAUUUU